Somion occarium is the source of this 1012-nucleotide messenger RNA. Lineage: Eukaryota; Fungi; Basidiomycota; Agaricomycetes; Polyporales; Cerrenaceae. The record is from the annotation of a GenBank genome assembly.
GACAUAUUCAUGAUGUCAUCAUCCAGCAAGUUGUUACAAUCAGGAUCAAUAUAACAAUACUUCGGACAUGGGAUGAGGCGAUGCAGCCGGAGAAGUACCAAUUAUACGCGAAAUCAACUGUCUGUUGUGGACCGCACAGCGUUCGGCUAAUGUUCAUCACCAGUCUCUGUCUCCCAUUAUACAGUCCUUGAAGGCACUACAUAAACGAUAGGACGCGGUGAAGUGACUUUAGCAUCACAUUCACCUUCUACCUAGGAACGAGUUAUCUGGAGAUGAAGAGCUUUACGAAGGGUGCCAUCGCUGCUUAUAGUCUUCUCCUGUCUUUCUCGUUGUUUGAAGUUAUAUUUGCCAUAUUAUACUUCAUGGUAGAAGCAGACAGAAUCCCGUUUCAAGCCACUGUCGGCUGGGUUCUUUGUGGCUUCAGCGCUGUAACUUUCGUAUGGUCCUGCGUUCUCGUUGCUACAGUCAACAGACCACGUUCCACGCAUCCGCUCUGUACAGUCAAAGCACACUAUUUUCCUCUCUUCAUACUCUCCGUGAUCUGGAUAGGUUCAUUCAUUCUAUUUCGGCUUUGCUCUUAUCCAACUGAUGCAUUGUACGAUUUCAAAAUAGUUUUGACAUGCCUUAUACUCAAAGAUGCCCCCCGGAACUGCAAUCCAAUUCUAAUGCCGGAUGAUGGAGAAGGUAUUUUCUGUGGAUUCGCAGUCACAGUCUCAUUGCUGGCCUUUUCUAUCUUUGUCAUCUCGACGACGAUGGCGCCGCUCAUAUACAUCCAAUCGAAGAAGUAUGGGAUCCGAAAUAAUAUCGCUUCGCUCGAUAGCGCGUAUCGCCAUGCCGAAACGUCCCAACCCGAGAACUUAUCUAUAGGGCUCGACGCUUGAUGAACCCCGUUUGCUUUUCCCUCUCUUUCUCGGACAUUUCAGCGCAGUUCUAUGGACACGUACUUAUACAUGCCAUCAUGACCUUUGUAUGACGACACGAAUCUCCUUCCGCUCUUCCCAUUCUUCUGCAC